Messenger RNA from Astyanax mexicanus (Mexican tetra), 804 nucleotides. RefSeq lists its product as uncharacterized. Bases 1 to 804 code for a protein of 267 amino acids. The transcript is spliced from 4 exons. NCBI's taxonomy places the organism in Eukaryota, Metazoa, Chordata, Actinopteri, Characiformes, Acestrorhamphidae. The record is from RefSeq and is a predicted model, not a curated record.
AUGGUUGGUGGACCUUCAAGGCAGGUGGCAGGGCAAGGAGACUCGUUGACCAUCCCGAUAAGAGGGGGCAACCUGCAGCCUCCUGUCUGUGUGGCGCUUCUGGGUCACCCUGGCAGACAAGAGGGCAGCCUGGGCCCUCCUCCACUCUCUGCGGCAAUGGUGGACCAUCUGUUAGUCAAGUUUCCACACUUUCUCCUGAUCUUCACAGCUGUGUGUGGUGUAUCUUCAUACGUUCCUCAUCGGUAUCACUUUGUGAAUGAGAAUAAAACCUGGACUGAAGCUCAGAGCUACUGCAGAAAGACCUACACUGAUCUGGCCACCAUCAACAACAUGGACGAGAUGAAGAAGCUGAAUGAGACUCUGAAGGAUAAAACUGUCGGUGAUGUUUGGAUUGGUCUGAACAGAGGGAACACUGGGAAAUGGCGGUGGUCUCCAGAUGAGCUGAUCUUGAUCCAGCAGAAUCUGAGCUGGAAAGGAGCUCUGAGAUACUGCAGAGAGAAUCAUGUGGACCUGGUCUCAGUUCACUCUGAGGAGAUCCAGCUCUGGGUGAAGGAUGUGGCUCAGAAAGCCUCCACUGAUCAUGUGUGGCUGGGUCUGCGUCACACCUGCACUCAGGGAUUCUGGUUCUGGACGAGUGGGUUUACCAUCUGCUAUGAGAACUGGGCUCCAGGUAACGGUGCAGAGGGAGAACACUGUGAGCCUAUAGAGAGAACCGGAGCGGUGCAGGCUAGAGGAGAUCAGAAGUGGGUCAGCCUGCCUGAGAACCAGAAUCUGAACUUCAUCUGCAUAAGAUAUGAGGGUUAG